AGAAAGACGCAGCUGGUUAUGCCGUUUGCCAUGGAAGAGGCAGAAAAGCACUGCUGCUUAUCGCACGAGUUUUACAGAGCAGCAACUAAGAACCCAAAUAAGAUCGCCGUCAUACAUGCGUCCUCGUCGCCAGUCGGUGAGGCCCAGAUUGACAGCGUGUCAAUCGCCUCCGGGAAUCCUCCGGUUUACCCAGGGGACUGCCGUUUCACUUUCAAUGACGUCAUGGCGUCCGUCGGUUGCCUUACUUCUCGCCUCCGCUCCAUUCUUAAUGGCGCCAAUGACCCCAGCUUGGUCAACCCACAAUCCUUAGGAAGUAAUUCUACGAGUGGGCGGGAUGUUUCCUUGUCUUCUUCGCCGCCAAGAGGAGCUCUGAGGACUGAUCUUGGGAAUGUAUAUUGUCCAAAAAUAGUUGGGAUAUAUAUUCCACCUUCAGUGGAAUACAUAAUUUCUGUUCUUUCCGUUUUAAGGUGCGGGGAGGCUUUCUUGCCUCUGGAUCCCUCCUGGCCUAGAGAUAGGAUAUUGUCUAUUGUAUCAUCUUCAAAUGCUGCUCUUGUUAUAGCUUGUGGGUCUUCCUUUGGGAAAAGGGGUUGUGAGCCAAUUGAUAAAUCGCAUUGGCUUUUAGAGUGCUGCACCUGCCCUGUAUUGCGCUUUUCCAUGGAGGAAACCGUUGAGCAGCAUGAAAGACCAGUGGGUUUUCUUUUUCCUUGUGAGGAAGAAAGACAGAGAUUGUUCUGUUAUCUGCUGUACACUUCAGGAUCUACUGGAAUGCCUAAAGGUGUUUGUGGCACCGAACAAGGUCUUUUAAACCGCUUUUUAUGGAUGCAAGAAUUGUAUCCCCUGCAUGGAGUGGAACUUCUAUUGUUCAAGACAUCAAUAAGCUUUAUUGAUCACCUGCAAGAAUUUCUUACUGGUAUUCUUACAGCUUGUACACUGGUCAUACCUCCUUUUACCAAGAUAAAAGCAAACAUGUUUUCAGUCAUUGAUUUUCUGAAGGCUUACUCUAUUAGUAGGUUUACAGCUGUUCCAUCAUUGAUGAGGGCAAUCCUCCCUGCUUUGCAAAAUCAACAAGACAUUUGGAUUCAAAGUGCACUAAAAUUGUUAGUCCUAAGUGGUGAAGUUCUACCUUUAUCUUUGUGGAAGACUCUUUCCACUUUAUUACCCAAGACCUCUAUACUGAACUUGUACGGGAGUACAGAGGUAUCUGGAGAUUGUACAUAUUUUGACUGCAAGAUGUUGCCAUCAGUUUUGGAGACAGAAACCUUAACUAGUGUUCCAGUUGGUUUGCCUAUUGCCAAAUGUGAUGUAGUACUUGGUGAAAGUGACACUCCUAACGAGGGAGAAAUAUGUGUUGGGGGUCUUUGUGUUUCUAUUGGGUACUUUUCAGAAAACAAAAUUAUGCCCAUGGAUUAUACAAAAUUGCACCAGAGUACCAUUUGUAACUGUUCUGUUGCAGAUUGUGGAGGCCAGUUAUAUUUUAGGACUGGUGAUUUUGCCAGACGGCUUCCAAGCGGAGACUUGGUCUUCUUGGGGAGAAAAGACCGUACCAUAAAAAUUAAUGGGCAGCGUGUUGCUUUAGAAGAGAUUGAAAAUACAUUAAGGAGGCACUGUAAUGUAGCUAAUGCUGCUGUAAUUUGCCACAAGGAUCAUGGGGGUGUUACACUUAUAGCAUUUAUAAUGUUUAAGGAGAAGAAAUCAAAUGAACUAAUGAAAACUUCUAUUAGAAGUUGGAUGACCAGCAAACUUCCUUUAGCUAUGAUUCCUAACCACUUCAUCUUUGUGGAAAAUUUGCCAAUGUCUGCCAGUGGAAAAGUGGAUUACAGAUCGUUGGAAGGCUCAAUCUUAACAACACAAGUGCAGGAUGAGAUUAGUGACAGUGGUACAGAUGAUUUCAUGCAAGUUAUCAAAAAGGCCUUUUGUGUUGGUUUGAUGGUUGGCGAUGUUUCUGAUGAUGAUGAUUUCUUUGUGAUGGGUGGUAAUUCAAUUGCUGCAGCACAUGUUUCCCAUACUUUAGGGAUUGAUAUGAGAUUGCUCUAUGCCUGUCCAACUCCAUAUAAGCUUCUAAUUGCUCUUACAGAGAAAAAGAGAGCAAAGAAUGCAGAUGCCAGAAACGAUUCUAAAUUUAAAUUUAAUCCCAAAUCAGACAAUGGAAAGGCAUUUUAUUCUGUUGACCCUGCAACUCCUCAUAUUCUUGGCUUAGAAUUACAGGGAUCAAUUUCAAGGACUCCUCAUACAAACAUCAAAGGUCAAGCUGGUUUGUCUAAACGCUUGAAGGUGGAUUCAAAUAAAUUUGUUGCAAUGGAGUGUGAUUGUUCAAAUGAUGGCUCUCCAUGGAAUUCUGCAACAAUGCCCAUAUCAUGUUCAUUUAGUCACUGUAAUAAGAUUAUGCAUGAAAGGUGUGAAUUUAGUGAUAUCCAUCAAUUGGCACACUUGAUAGAGGUUCCAAGAAAUAGAAAGGGAUCUUUGAAAGAACUGUGGAAAGUUCACAUGGAGUCUUGUGUUGAUGCAUCACCAGUUGUUGUGUUCAAAGAUUCAGAUGCUUAUUUAUUUAUUGGCUCUCACUCGCAUAAGUUUCUCUGUGUUAAUGCCAAAAGUGGCUCUGUCCAGUGGGAAAUCAGGCUGCAAGGACGAAUUGAAGGUUCAGCAGCAGUUGUUGGUGACUUUUCUCAGGUUGUUGUUGGAUGCUAUGGAGGGAAAAUAUAUUUUCUUGAUUUUUCUAAUGGCAACAUUUGUUGGACAUUCCAAACAUCUGGUGAGGUGAAAUGCCAGCCACUCGUAGAUGUGCGUAGACAAUUGAUCUGGUGUGGAUCACAUGACCAUAACCUAUAUGCUCUUGACUAUAGAAAGCACUGCUGUGUAUAUAAGCUUCCUUGUGGUGGAAGUAUAUUUGGAUCUCCUUCAAUAGAUGAAGUGCAUGACACACUUUAUGUGGCAUCUACUAGCGGCUGUAUAACAGCUAUAUCAAUAAAGGAUUUACCAUUCCAUACUUCAUGGCUGCAUGAACUUGAAGUGCCAAUAUUUGGGUCUCUCUGCAUCAGUCCCAUAAAUGGAUAUGUUAUUUGCUGCUUGGUGGACGGGCAUGUAUUGGCAUUUGAUUUGAGCGGAUUGAUUAUUUGGAGGUAUAGAACUGGUGGUCCAAUUUUUGCUGGUGCUUGCACACCUUAUGUGCUUCAUUCUCAGGUGCUAAUAUGUUCCAGGAAUGGAAGUGUUUAUUCAUUUGAGCUGGAAAAAGGAGAACUACUCUGGGAACUAAAUGUUGGAGAUCCAAUCACAUCAUCUGCUUAUGUAGAUGAGAACUUGGGGCUGUUAUCUAAUCCCUCUGUUUCAUAUGACAGGUUGGUUUGUAUAUGCACCAGCUCUGGUAUCAUUCUUUUACUUCGUAUCAACUUGGAUGAACCAAAGACAUCCCAACCAAGUAAAAUGGUGGAGGAAUUUGCAAGGCUUGAACUUCAAGGUGAUGUGUUCUCUUCACCUGUGAUGAUUGGUGGGAGGAUUUUUGUUGGUUGCAGAGAUGAUUAUUUGCACUGCAUUGCUGUUGAAACCCAGUUGAAGGAUGAGGUUUGGGAAUGUGAUAGUUAGAUUACAGAAAUGUGGGUCUGUAUUUGCAAAGAGCAAUUUAACAAUUUUCCCAGCUGAAGAUGACCUAAUAUGUGGUUAUUGGAAAAGGCACACCACCACUCAUGCAGAAGCACUAAUUUGUCCACAUUUUAAACUUCUGGUCCAUCAAGAAACAAGAAUUAACAUAAUUUUCAAUGUGAGAACUGCAUGGAAUUAGGUCUCUUGAAUGAAGCUUCAACGAAUUGGAAGUGCUUCCCAUAUUGCGUUCUCUUGCUGUUGUGGUUUGUCAUAGGUGAAAGGAGAGAAACAAUAAGAGCAUUACGCAGGUUAUGCUCCAUAUGAUGAUUCCUUAAAGAAGGUAAAAUGUAUUGAGCUUUUGAAUAGUUUUGAUGUAGGGUGGAUCCCUCAAAUAUAGGCAGAAGCAGGGCUAACAAUGCCAUGCUUAAAAAAUUGGAGUUUGUCGAAUGAUAGAGAGGUGGGUGGAAGGUUCAAAUUCCAGUACUCACUCGUAGAAGCUUCUGCAGUACAAAGUGACAUGAGUUGUUUAGCUUGGAUAGCAGUCAGGUUGCUGGCUUGGUGAAGUAAACUAACACACUAAUCCUGCAGCAGAAUCUUCAAAGUCACACAUGAUAUCAAUACACCCUUCUAUUUACCUUGAUACAGGUUGAUGGGUAUAGGAUUUUUGAUAGCUGUUGGCUUGAGUUGCUGGGUAAGGCUGGGUUUCUGGUGUUCAUAUCUGUAGCAAUAACUGCAGUAGGAUUUUUCUUUUAUUUUUUUUCUUUUAAACUUCAUAAUCUUGUUUAUGCCAUGUAUGAUAUCUUUACCUGUAAUGAGGUCAUUUGUUUUACCUAAGAAGCGAAAUUCUUUCUUCACAUUACAGCAGGAAACUGAUUGAU
This is a messenger RNA of Rubroshorea leprosula, 4451 nucleotides long. NCBI's taxonomy places the organism in Eukaryota, Viridiplantae, Streptophyta, Magnoliopsida, Malvales, Dipterocarpaceae. The record is from the annotation of a GenBank genome assembly.